Chenopodium quinoa (quinoa) is the source of this 3003-nucleotide messenger RNA. Its product is annotated as phosphate transporter PHO1-like. Gene Ontology annotation, cellular component: plasma membrane; trans-Golgi network; Golgi apparatus. Gene Ontology annotation, molecular function: inositol hexakisphosphate binding. Bases 261 to 2648 code for a protein of 795 amino acids. Lineage: Eukaryota; Viridiplantae; Streptophyta; Magnoliopsida; Caryophyllales; Amaranthaceae. Gene Ontology annotation, biological process: phosphate ion transport; cellular response to phosphate starvation. The record is from RefSeq and is a predicted model, not a curated record. The transcript is spliced from 15 exons.
ACUUUCCAAUUUAAGUUUUGUUUAAAUUAAUAAAAAAACUCCAUAUACCAAAAAAAAGUACAAGAGUACUAACCCCACCAUGCACCAACAAACUUUUCUAAAAUUUUUCUCCACUCUAUAUAUAUAAAUAAAUCUACUAAAAUUCUCUAAUGCAAUCUUCUUCCUCUUUUCUCCCCUCUCUUCUUCUUUGUUAUCAUACAACAAAGAAGAAAAAUAAGAAAAAGAGAAGGGGCUAAAAAAUUUUACCAAAAAGAAAAAAGAUGGUUAAGUUUUCUAAGGAAUUGGAGGCACAACUUAUACCAGAAUGGAAGGAUUAUUUUGUAAACUAUUGGCAGUUAAAGAAACAUAUCAAGAAAAUUAAACUCUCCCUCAAACCAAAACAAGCAGCUCAAGUUUACUCUUCCGGCCAUUGCUCCAACUUCGGUCACUCGGUUUUCGACCCCGUUCGUUCCGUCGUCUCCAUCAUCUCUAAUAAACUCCAUGAUGGUAGCUCUUCUACAGGUGAUAAUGAGGCAGUGAAGAGAACAUCUAUAGAAGAGGAGGAUGAUCAAGAAGAUCAAUUACGUGAAGAAAAUGAAACGGAACUUUCUCAACUCUUCUCCGAAGAAGACGAGGUGAAGAUGUUUUUUGAUGUGUUGGAUGAGGAGUUAGAAAAGGUAAAUCGUUUUUACAGUGCUAGGGAAACUGAGUUCCUAGAGAGAGGAGAGGCUCUUCUUAAGCAACUACAAAUAUUACAAGACCUUAAGCAAAUCUUAGAUCAACGUCGUCGAAAGAAUUUCUCUUCACCAAAAUCGUCUUUCCAUGGAGGAUUUAUGUCUCGUUCUAAUUCAACAUCAACGCGAAACUCAGAUACUUCUCAAAACCUGUCUGAUGCCAAUGAGCGUACAGAUGCCUCAUCACAGACAGAUGAGGUAGUAGCAGCUCUUGAAAAGAAUGGGUUGAAUUUUAUUGGGGCGGCUACCCGGUCUAAGACCAAGAAAGGGAAGCCAAAGAUGGCCCUGAGGAUUGACAUUCCGGCCACCACCCCAGCUCGGACAAUUUCCGCUGUAACGUCUACAUUAUGGGAGGAUCUAGCCAACAGUGCUAGCAAGGACUGCCCUAGGGAGAUGAUUAACAGGAAGAAAAUUCAGUGUGCUGAAAAGAUGAUCCGAGGGGCUUUUGUGGAACUUUACAGGGGACUUGGCCUUAUAAAAACUUAUUGUACGCUGAAUUUGGUAGCAUUCACGAAGAUUCUCAAGAAGUUCGACAAGGUAGCAAAUCGACAAGCAUCUGCCGGUUAUUUGAAAACAGUGAAGAGCUCCCAUUUCAUGAAUUCUGACAAGGUGGUUAGACUAAUGGAUGAAGUGGAGUCCUUAUUCAUCAAGCACUUUGCCGACAACGACAGGAAAAAGGCUAUGAAGUUCUUGCGUCCUCAGCAACAGAAAGACUCCCACAUGGUUACUUUUUUUGUUGGAUUGUUUACGGGCUGCUUUGUGACCCUAUUUGUUGUAUAUGCUAUUUUGGCACAUAUCUCUGGUAUGUUUUCGCCUGGAAGCAAAGAUGAGUCUGGUUACAUGGAGACCGUUUAUCCUAUUUUUAGCACAUUUGCUCUGCUGAGCUUACACAUGUUCAUGUAUGGAUGCAACUUGCUUAUGUGGAAGGCCACUAGGAUCAACUAUACAUUCAUAUUCGAGUUUUCACCGAAGACAGCUCUCAAGUACAGGGAUGCCUUCCUUAUAUGUACUUCCUUGAUGACUGCUGUGGUCAGUGCCCUGGUCAUUCAUCUCAUAUUAAGAUCAACUGGCUUCUCUGCACAACAAGUUGACGCCAUUCCUAGCAUACUUCUUCUGAUCUUUCUUGUAAUCCUUAUCUGCCCCUUCAAUGCAUUUUAUCGUUCAACUCGAUAUAGCUUCCUCAAGGUUAUACGUAACAUAGUGUUCUCUCCACUAUAUAAGGUUUUGAUGGUAGAUUUUUUCAUGGCUGAUCAGCUGACUAGCCAGAUUCCGCUGCUUAGGCACAUGGAAACCACAGGUUGCUAUUUACUUGCUGGCACUUUCAAGACACACCACUAUGAUGUAUGCAAGAAAGGAACAAUGUACAGAGAGCUUGCAUAUGUCAUCUCCUUUGCACCAUAUUACUGGCGUGCAAUGCAGUGCGCCAGGAGAUGGUUUGAUGAAUCUGACCCAAAACAGUUAGCUAACUUGGGCAAGUAUGUUUCUGCCAUGGUCGCAGCUGGUGCUAGGCUAACAUAUGCCCAGCAACAAGAACCUACAGUUCUUAGCACAAUUCUAGUCGUGGUGACUUCUGUAGUGGCCACUAUAUACCAGCUAUAUUGGGAUUAUGUGCAAGACUGGGGAUUUUUCAAUCCCACUUCCAGAAACCAGUGGCUAAGGGAUGAUCUUGUUCUGAAGAAGAAAAGUAUCUACUAUAUAUCCAUAGUUAUCAAUUUGGUCCUUAGAGUUGCUUGGGUGGAGAGCGUCAUGAGGUUUAUAAAAGUUGGAAAUAUUGAAGCCAAAUUUUUAGACUUUUCUUUGGCUUCUCUAGAAGUAAUUCGUCGAGGACAUUGGAACUUUUAUAGAGUGGAGAAUGAGCACCUAAACAAUGUGGGCAAGUACAGAGCUGUAAAAGCAGUUCCUCUGCCAUUCCGUGAAACAGAUUCUGACGGCUAAACUGUCAGCUAAAUCUUGUACAGAUAUCUCUAGUUCUUCAGUGGCGGAAGAAAUGCAAAUUUUUGUUUGUCUUCCACAGAACUUAAAAGAGCUGCACUGAAGUAUCCGUUACAGGUGAAAACCUCUCGCUCAUUAUGCAUCUGAAUAUACUCAUGCAACCUGCUAAGCCCAUUUCUGUACAGAAGGUGCACCAUUGAAUUCAGUCUCCAUAAAGUUGGAGAUUUUGUUUCAGCAAUAUAUACUGACCUAAAUGUAUGUUUAUUUUUUUGUAACGAAGACAUCCAAUUUCUUAGAUGUAAUAAAUUUUUGACGCUUUUGGCUGAAUAGAUUUCUGGAUAGGUAUCAUCAGAGUUGA